Molecule: messenger RNA, 1395 nt
Organism: Fusarium proliferatum ET1
Lineage: Eukaryota; Fungi; Ascomycota; Sordariomycetes; Hypocreales; Nectriaceae
Exons: 3
Coding region: 1-1395 (464 amino acids)
Source: RefSeq, a predicted model, not a curated record
AUGGACCUCAAAUUCAAGCCUUAUCAUCCUAAGCAAGCCAAGCAGAGACAGAAAAAGCAUUUAAUAGCACGCUCUACACCUGCUCCGACAAGCACUAUAAGUGUUGGCAGUCUCUCUCCACUCUCAUCAGUUGCUGGCCAUAGAUGUUCUCAUAUUGAUGAGAAAUUUAUUCCAGUAACUAUCACAAAUAGAGAUGAAAACCCUUAUUUUGAUUUUCCUACUACAGAGGAAUGCUUGGAUUACUGUUUGCCUACAUCAGAAAAUCCAGUAACUGACUCUACUAUCGACCCCCAAUACACUAGCCGGGAUCUCAGCUGCCAUGGUUAUCGGCAUAAGGAUGAUGAGCUAAGACAAAAACUUCCAGUGGCAAUUACCACAAUGCGUUUAACCUCCGAGCUGAACAUUGAGCGAGAAGCUUAUAACAUAAAUACCCCUGAAGAAGGGAGCAAUACAGAGAUCAGUUCAGCCGAAUACGUUUGGUCACCAGAUACAAAGACCACUCUAUCAACUGUCUCGAGCAUCAUUACACCUUUAACAACCUCACCACAUUGCCAAAACCAAUUUUGCAGAAAUCAAGAUGCCUUUAUUCCCAGAAAAGAUAACAUACAAGAUACUAGCCCCCAGAUAACUGAUUUAGAUGUAUCUGGUGCUAUAUCUCACGCUGCGCUAUCUGGAAGGAACAGUGCAGCAUCAGAGUCUCAGGAGUCUUCGUGCUCAACCCCGAGCGGCAGGCGAGUCAGCCUAAAUGGGAUGAAUCUGCACGCCGUUGCUGCCGCAGCAAGUAUACUACCCAGCAUCACAACAGAGCCCAGCAUCACAGAGCCUGGCUUCUUCAAGAAAACCCUAGCUCCAGUUGAGAUACCCUCAUCAACAAAGCGAUUAGUUUCUGAACACGACGCAAGCAGUGAGUCUCAGCGUUCUGGGUCAGAAGCCUACCAUUCGCCGAAGCGACGCAAACUUACAUCGAAUACAUCUGAAGAAAUUAUUUCAUCGAUUCGUAACGCUGCGGAGUCAAUCUUGAAGGUACUGGACAUGCUGUCCCCGGUCCAGUCACAUGACCCGACAGCAGACAUCAGCGUCCAGUCUAUACAUGAUACCAUAGAGGUAGCCGUUGACGAAAUAGCCGAUGACUGGAGCGAUACUCUCUCAAGCACACAUUCCAGCCCUAGUGAGAGCGAAAGCGAAGCCGAGCUUGGUAACUCACAGUUGCAGAAAAGUAUACAGCGUCGCAGAUGGACAAAAGGAGAAGAGGAUCUUCUUAGACGACUCAAGCGCUCCCAGCAGAGCAACGGCACUCCAUCGGACUAUUAUAUCGCAAAGAAAUUGAAGCGCACAGAGAAUGGUGUCAAGCAACAUUGGGAUAUUAUGCAACAGAAGGACAAGGGCAAGCGCUAG